UUGUUACCCGGCCGGAUCGUGGCCUCAGCAGUGCAAAGCUACUUAUUUGCGUGUCCACCCUAAAACGAAAACUGAUUCCAUUUUCAUUUUUCAGCUUAGCUCCUAACAUAACAUGGUACGUGAAGAUUUGCUUUCCGAAUGAAGAUUUCCAAAUUCAAGUGUGUGCGUGCAGCCCGUGCUUGUCGUGUGACACCCCCAGCUGGCAAUUAAUCGUCCCCCGUUAUGACGCCUGCAUCAGCAAUUCCAUCAUCUCCCAUCUCCCAUACGGCCUUAUAUACAACCGUCAGCUCCUACACUGAUCAGCCACGCCAAGGGCUCAUCAUAAUUUCCGCGUACGUGUAACCAGCCUGCGAGGACUGAUCAGCCACGCCAAGGGCGGCGAGCUAGGCAUCCAUCCAUCCAUCCACAUGGCGAAGCUUGCUCUCGGGCACCUCCGCGAGGCAGCCGAGCCCGGCUGCGCCCGCGCCGUGCUCGCCGAGGCCGUGCUCACCUUCCUCUUCGUCUUCUCCGGCGUCGCCUCCGCCAUGGCCGCCGGGAAGCUGGGCGGCGGCGCGGACACGAUCAUGGGCCUGACGGCGGUGGCUUCGGCCCACGCGAUGGCGGUGGCCGUGAUGGUCUCGGCGGGCCUCCACGUCUCCGGCGGCCACAUCAACCCGGCCGUCACGCUGGGCCUGGCGGCCGGCGGCCACAUCACGCUCUUCCGCUCCGCCCUCUACGUGCCUGCCCAGCUGCUCGGCUCCUCCCUCGCCUGCCUCCUCCUCUCCUUCCUCUCCGGCUCCGGCGCCGGCGCUCCACCAAUCCCCGUGCACGCGCUGGCCGCCGGCGUGGGCGCCGCGCAGGGGCUGCUGUGGGAGGCCACGCUCACCUUCUCGCUCCUCUUCGCCGUCUACGCCACCGUCGUCGACCCGGCCCGCACCGUGGGGAACCUCGGCCCGCUCCUCGUGGGCCUCGUCGUCGGCGCCAACGCGCUGGCUGGUGGGCCGUUCUCUGGCGCGUCCAUGAACCCGGCGCGCUCGUUUGGGCCUGCGCUGGUGACGGGAGAGUGGGCUGGGCACUGGGUCUACUGGGUCGGCCCGAUGAUCGGUGGGCUGCUUGCUGGGCUUGUUUACGACGGGGUGUUCAUGGUCCGGCCAGGCCAUCAGCAGCUUCCAACAGACGACGCGGAGUUCUGAUGUUUAAAUUCCCUGGGGAAAAUAGUUCGAAAACUUUAGAAAAUAAAAAUAAUUCGAUCUUUUGAGAAGUUAUUUGUGUAAGUAUGUUUGUUGCUGGGUGCUCCGUAGUACAUGCUCCAUCCAUUUCUCGUUGACGUAUUUUAUUUGACAAUGCUUUAACCAAUGAAAACUCUAUUGAUAUGUGUUUUUCAUACAUGAAAUUAUAUUAAUA
Brachypodium distachyon (stiff brome) is the source of this 1383-nucleotide messenger RNA. RefSeq names its product probable aquaporin TIP4-3. The transcript has a single exon. Bases 408 to 1172 code for a protein of 254 amino acids. Gene Ontology annotation, biological process: water transport; transmembrane transport. Lineage: Eukaryota; Viridiplantae; Streptophyta; Magnoliopsida; Poales; Poaceae. The record is from RefSeq and is a predicted model, not a curated record. Gene Ontology annotation, cellular component: membrane. Gene Ontology annotation, molecular function: water channel activity.